AUGCCGGAUGCGGUUGCAGAGACAACUCCGUGCAUCCAAGCACAGGAUGCUUUGGUGACUGGGGACUUUCAGAGCGAGACCCAAACGUUUAUUCGCUCCGCCUGCACGGAGUGUAAACGGCGGAAACAAAAGUGUCUCCGGCAUUGGCCAUGCCAACAUUGCGGCACUAGACGAGUUGGAAACCAAUGUAUCUUUCGGACAGUCCUUGAUGUUCAGUCCGUCGAUGAACGCAAGGCUCAGAUAGAUGAUUUCGUAUCACGGAUGAAGGGAAAAUGCUGCUUUUCCCAUCCCCCCGAUGGAGAAGGAGUGGACGAUAAUGAUGACAGCACUGAGAAGGAUCUCGAGCAGUUUGGAUACGCCCCUACCAUGAAUUCGGAGUUACAAACUGCUCUCCAAGCCUUGCCGUCCAGACAGUGCCUUGAUGCUCUGGUGGACCACUUUUUAGCCGAUGUUAACUACCGCUACUAUAUCAUUCAUCCUGCGAAGUUUAGACAAGAGUACAACCAAUGGUGGACUGAUAGAGACAAUGGAAAGCCCCUCGGACUUCAGUGGACCUCCCUUCUUCUAAUGGUCUGUGCCUGUUCAGCUCAGCACCCCAGCGAUGCAGUUCGACAAGUCCUCCGGGCAGACAAGGCCCCACCGGCUCUUGAACUGUCAAAUAGGCUUCAUGGUGCAGCCUGUGAGCUUCACAGAGUCAUUCCUCCAGACGCUUUGAAUCUAUAUACAGUUCAGCAAUUGCUUCAUUCAUUCUUCUGGCUCAAAUCCAGGUCUUGCUACACCGACUGCUGGUAUACUUUGAAGAAAGCAUUUGUGGUAUUCUGUGGACUAAACGAACUGACCUUCGCCGCUGGCAUUGAGAAACAGAAUCGUUCUGACAGAUUUUCAGCUACCAUUUUCAAUGAGGACCCCAACUAUGUCAAGGAAAUGGGCAAACGGGCUUGGGUUGUCAUGACCAGCUGGAACUGGUAA
Molecule: messenger RNA, 969 nt
Organism: Trichoderma gamsii
Lineage: Eukaryota; Fungi; Ascomycota; Sordariomycetes; Hypocreales; Hypocreaceae
Exons: 4
Coding region: 1-969 (322 amino acids)
Biological process (GO): regulation of DNA-templated transcription
Cellular component (GO): nucleus
Molecular function (GO): zinc ion binding; DNA-binding transcription factor activity, RNA polymerase II-specific
Source: RefSeq, a predicted model, not a curated record